Molecule: messenger RNA, 1347 nt
Organism: Anopheles maculipalpis
Lineage: Eukaryota; Metazoa; Arthropoda; Insecta; Diptera; Culicidae
Exons: 2
Coding region: 1-1347 (448 amino acids)
Molecular function (GO): protein binding; DNA binding
Source: RefSeq, a predicted model, not a curated record
AUGGCAAACAAAUCAUGCGUGACGUGGAUAAACUUCUCCGAGCAUAUGAUGCAUGUUUACGAGGAAAUGCUCAAUUCGCACCAGUACAACGAUUGUCGAUUGAUCGUGUCCGACGGUGAGCUGCAUGCAAACCGGACCAUCCUCUGCAUGGCUUCACCAUUCUUCGAGCUCAUCUUUGCCCGCACCGUACAUAUGGCUGCGGACUGCCACACGGUGCUGAUUCCGGACGUGAAGCUGUCGCCUUUACGGUUCGUUUUGCAGUUCAUCCAUACCGGAUCAGUUAAUUUACUGCCGUACGAUGUGGCACCGUUUGUGGACCUUUGCAGCUUACUUCAGAUACGUGGCGUACAGUAUGCUCAAGAUCGUGUCGUGGGAAUUAAUUUCGGAACCGCUGCCUGCUGUUCCGUGCGGGAAGAUUCGAUCGCUAACGCUGCACAAGACUGUAGACAGGAGCAAGGACAACAACAGUACGCUGCGAUACAGGACAUGAACGGGAGGCAUGAUAAUUGGUCGACCGAGUAUGGGAUUGAAAAUGACGAUAGUAAUGAACCGGAACCGGAACUCGCACAGCACGUACCACCGGAAGGGAUUUACUCGCUGGAAUAUGGUGGUACCGAUUGCAGUUUAAAAGCGGAAAACCGACCGAAUGCGGAUCCACCGCCGGACGAACAGCCAGCCGACCCAUCCAGCUACGAAACCCGCCUCAGUGCAGCUAUCGAUGCAGUAUUAACUCAAGGUAUAAGCUACCGUCUAGCAUCCAAACGGUACAACAUCGCUAAAACGGUACUGUGGCGAAAAACGAUGAAAAUGCCCCGACCGAUCCGAUCGAGCUCGCCGAAACUUGGCAACCAGCGCCGGGAGGCGAUCGAUGCGCUGAAAACGGGCGAAAAGUUAGUUUACGUUAGUCAACGGUUCGAUAUUCCCCUAUCGACGCUGCACCGGGACAAGAUACGGCUGUACAACAAGGGAAUAUUGCCAGGCAAGGUAACGCUGGCACAGCGCGAUAAGGGUGAAUCGUUUCGUCAACGGUUAACGGAAUCGGUAAACGAAUGCAUUGCUGGACGUAUGUCGCUUUCGGAGGCGGCACGCGUCUACAAACUACCGAAGACGACUAUAUGGCGAAGAGUUCGUAUAUCGCAAGCAAACAACAGUUGUCUGGAAGCGAAAGAAGUGGAGCGAAACCUAGCGAAGGAACAUUCCGUAGAAAGCUGCAUGGUAGGAAGUGUGGACCUUUCGAUAGAAGGUCGGCAAAGUGAAUCGUUGCGUGUCGGAGAAGAAUUCGUGUCCGAUCAGAAUAUUCAGGAUAUUACUGGCAUAGAACUAGUUGAUGAUUCAACUAUUCUCUAG